Pipistrellus kuhlii (Kuhl's pipistrelle) is the source of this 954-nucleotide messenger RNA. RefSeq names its product olfactory receptor 51A4-like. Lineage: Eukaryota; Metazoa; Chordata; Mammalia; Chiroptera; Vespertilionidae. Gene Ontology annotation, biological process: G protein-coupled receptor signaling pathway. The record is from RefSeq and is a predicted model, not a curated record. The transcript has a single exon. Gene Ontology annotation, cellular component: membrane. Gene Ontology annotation, molecular function: olfactory receptor activity. Bases 1 to 954 code for a protein of 317 amino acids.
AUGAGGAUGUCCACCAUAUCAAGUGCCAAUUUGAGCUUCUCCACAUUCCUGCUGACAGGUUUCCCAGGCCUGGAAUGGGCUCACCAUUUGAUCUCACUGCCCAUUUUUGUAGGAUACCUCAUGGCCCUCUUGGGUAACUCCACCAUCUUGCAUCUGGUUCGAACUGACCCUUCUCUCCACCAGCCCAUGUACUACUUUCUGGCCAUCCUGGCUGUGACAGACUUGGGCCUAUGCAUGUCCAGGCUGCCCUCGGUGCUGGGUGUGCUGUGGUUUGAUGCUCGGAAGGUGGGCCUGGUGCCCUGUGUCCUGCAGCAGCACUUCCUACACUCCUUCUCCUUCAUGGAGUCCGCUGUGCUCUUUGUUAUGGCUCUGGACUGUCUAGUGGCCAUCCGAUUCCCACUGCGCUAUGCAUCUGUGCUUACGGGUCCUCGUGUGGCAUUGGCUGGGGUUGUGCUGGCUACACGGAGUGUCACCAUCACUGCUGCACCUUCGUUGCACCUAUUGAACUUUAACUACUGUCGCCGUGGGGCACUGUCCCAUGCUUACUGUCUUCAUCAGGACAUGAUCCGCCUGGCCUGCUCUGACACACAUUUCAACAGACUCUAUGGGUUGUGCAUGAUCAUGCUGACCAUGGGCUCUGAUGUCCUUUUCAUCCUGCUCUCAUACACGAUCAUCCUCUACACCGUGUUAGCCAUUGCCUCUGCAAGGGAGAGGCUUAAGGCCCUCAACACCUGUGUCUCCCACCUCCUGGCUGUGCUCUGCUUCUAUGUGCCUGUGCUAGGCUUGUCCAUUGUGCAUAGAUUUGGGCAGCACACCUCACCCUUGGUGCACAUCCUCAUGGGCACUGUCUCUGUGCUUUUCCCACCUCUGAUGAACCCGGUUAUCUAUAGCAUCAAGACCCAACAAAUCCGCAGGGUCAUUCUCAAGGCAGUUUCACUGGGAAAGAUACAAUGA